AAAAUUUUUGUUUUCCUUCAGUCUAGAAAGAAGAGGCCAGUUGCGAUGAAUCGAUGGUCCGGUUACCUGCUGGGAUGGAUGACCUUCCUCUACAUCUGGGAGACAAGUGGAGAAAUUCCUAAGCUGAGGUCACUGGGUUAGCACGAGUUCAUGAAACCCUGGCUCUGUAUUUCAAAGGGUCAGAAGGAUUCAUGUGUGUUUCCCUUCGUCUACAAGGGGUCUACUUACUUCUCUUGUAUCAAAACCAACAGCCUGUCCCCUUGGUGUUCGACAAAAGCCGUUUACGAUGGGCAGUGGAAGUACUGUAUGGAGGAGGAUUACCCACGAUGCAUCUUCCCCUUCAUCUAUCGAGGAAGGUAUCAUAACAACUGCAUCACGGAGGGUGGCUUCUUCAGAAAGCUGUGGUGUUCCGUCACCUCCAGCUUUGAUGAGAAGCAGCAGUGGAAAUACUGUGAAACAAAUGAGUAUGGGGGAAAUUCUUUCAGCAAGCCCUGUGUCUUCCCCUCCGUCUACAGAAAUAGCAUGAUCUUUGAAUGCAUUGAGAGUGAAAGCAACAGACUGUGGUGCCCGACCACGGAGAACAUGGAUGAGGACGGGAAGUGGAGCCUCUGUGCUGACACUAGAAUUUCUUCACUGGUUCCUGGCUUUCCCUGCCACUUCCCAUUCAACUACAAAAACAAGAAUUAUUUUAACUGUACCAGCAAAGGAUCAAAGCACAACCUUACGUGGUGUGCAACCUCUUACAACUAUGACCAGGACCACACCUGGGUGUACUGCUGAUGCAAAGGUGAGGUGCAUAGCAUACCUGGGCAAUGCCGCUGUGAAGGUGACAUCCGUCCCUUCCAGCACAAUUCGCUGGGGUUGCCAGCAAGGUGAGCUCCCUGUCCCAGAGAUGAGGUGAAGUAGGGGUGGGGGAGGGACAGGGACAGCUUCCCAGAUUAGUAAGAGGUGGAUGAACCCUUUUGGACCCAGAAAGGUGCCGUGCCAAGUGUUAGGUCUGGGAAGCUUUGGGUGUGCAAAGUAGGAGAAUGGAAUUUCUCAAACUGGGGCAUGAGAAGGAAAGAUGACCUUGAAAGGAGAUGACCAGGACUUCUCUGGGCCCCAAAAGCCAUGCACCAGGUUAUUGACCUGCUACCCACUGAGUAGCCAACAGAGAAAAAGGUAGGGUUCAGUUCUCCUCGUUGCAUGGGUCCUUCCCCCACCUCUGCACCUAAGUCCUCAACUCUCUCCACAGGACCAACUUCUCUCUCCCUUCCAGUCUUUUCUUCUGAUUCCAGUAUUCUCCCCAGACCCCCUGUGUGGGUCCACUGACCUAAUCACUCAGGAUGUCUGGGAUUUAACAAACAGAACCCUUUCAUCAGAUAUGUGGAUGGCUCUGGUGUUUCUGGCAAUAUUUGCCCUUAUGAUGCACGUGGCUUAGGGAUGACACCAA
Messenger RNA from Felis catus (domestic cat), 1432 nucleotides. RefSeq names its product epididymal sperm binding protein 1 (gene ELSPBP1). Gene Ontology annotation, molecular function: heparin binding. The record is from RefSeq and is a predicted model, not a curated record. Gene Ontology annotation, cellular component: cell surface. Lineage: Eukaryota; Metazoa; Chordata; Mammalia; Carnivora; Felidae.